Messenger RNA from Elgaria multicarinata webbii, 1452 nucleotides. Its product is annotated as carbohydrate sulfotransferase 4-like. Gene Ontology annotation, cellular component: trans-Golgi network. Bases 1 to 1452 code for a protein of 483 amino acids. Lineage: Eukaryota; Metazoa; Chordata; Lepidosauria; Squamata; Anguidae. Gene Ontology annotation, molecular function: N-acetylglucosamine 6-O-sulfotransferase activity. The record is from RefSeq and is a predicted model, not a curated record. The transcript has 3 exons. Gene Ontology annotation, biological process: N-acetylglucosamine metabolic process; keratan sulfate proteoglycan biosynthetic process.
AUGCAGAGGAGGAAGCUGCCAGAGGCGCUUCACGGCAGCCCACUACCAAGCCCUUCCUUUCUGAGCCCCAGGGCAGGGCAAACCCUGGCAGUGACCCUCCUGUUCUGCGAGCUCUUCCAGUCUCCAUUAGCCCUGGUCCCGCUCUUGUCUGCCCUCCGUUCCUUUGACUUUCCUGUUGAUGGCACAGCAGACCCCGGAGUCCUGGCUGCCAUGCGGAAGAGACCCAAGCCGGCAGUGCUGAAAAUCUUGGCCACGAUCCAGGCCCUGGCCCUGCUUGCCUUCUUUGCUCAGCUUUGCAGCAGGAAGAGUUCGCAGGUGGAGAAGCCGGCCCAGGCGCACGUCCUCAUCCUGUCGUCUUGGAGGUCGGGGUCUUCCUUCGUGGGGCAGCUCUUCAGCCAGCACCCCGACGUCUUCUACUUGAUGGAGCCCGCCUGGCACGUGUGGGCAGCCAUGCAGCAAAACAGUGCGCGGGUCUUGCGCAUGGCCGUGCGGGAUCUCGUUCACUCCGUCUUCCAUUGCGACAUGUCCGUCUUUGAUGCCUACAUGCCGGAGCGCAGGAAUAAGUCUGCCCUCUUCCGGUGGGAGGACAGCCGGGCGUUGUGCUCCCCGCCGGCCUGUAACUCCUUCCGGCGCAGUGACAUCGUCUCCACGGACGCCUGCAGGACCCUCUGUGGCAAGUACCCUUUCAGCAAAGUGGAGGAGGCCUGCAAGACCUACAGCCACGUGGUCCUGAAGGAAGUCCGCUUCUUUGACCUCAAGGUGCUCCAUCCUCUCCUCACCGACCCCUCCCUGAACCUCAAAAUCAUCCACUUGGUUCGUGACCCCCGAGCUGUUUUCCGCUCCCGCAAGAACACAGCAGCUGAACUGGCCCAUGACGGUACGAUUGUGCUGAGGCACCAGAGCCGUGCCACAGAGAUGCAGGAGCCCUACGCCGUCAUGCGGGAUAUCUGCAGAAGCCAUACGGAGAUUUACGCAGGAGGCACGCUGGGCCUGCCGGCCAGCCUCCGACAUCGCUACCUGCUGGUCCGCUACGAAGACAUCGUGAACAAUCCUGUGGCUGAGGCCGCCCGGCUCUACCACUUUGCUGGACUCCGCUUCGUGCCCAGCCUCCGCGCCUGGGUGCACAACAUCACCCACGGGCCAGGCCUAGGCAGGCGGGCCUUUGACACUGGCCCCAGGGAUGCGCUCCACGUCUCACAGGCUUGGAGGAAGACCCUUCCCUAUCUCCACGUAGCAAAGCUGCAAGACGUCUGCAAGGACGCCAUGAAGCUCCUGGGCUAUCAGCUGGUGACGUCUGAGGAAGAACAGAAGAACAUGGCACUGGACCUCUUGCAUCCCAUCCACCCUUGCGCUGCUGCUACAAUGAGUAGUGCAAUCACUUCCACCCUUGAAAAAUGGGAGAAAGAAACCAAAGUUUUCAGUUCUGAGGCCCCCGUGGCUUGCCCCAGCUGA